AUGCUUAGUCCACCUUCAUCUUCAUACAGAUCUAAUAGUUCACGUCGAAGACGUUCGUCACGUUCACCAUUUGAUCCGAUGUCUCUGUCAAAACGAUCGAAACCAUCUAACUUGCCUGAUUAUUACGAGAGUCAACGCCAUCAGCACGUUGAUCCUUGUGGUUAUACAUCCAUUUGUGUCAAACAGAUCAAUUCGAAAAUCUCAGAUUCAAGAGUUCGAGAAUUGUGUGAUAAGAAAUUUUCGAAAUAUGGUUCACAUACAGUGAAAAUCUUUCAUAAGCCAAAUGAACGUGUGGUAUUUGUCAACUUCACGAAUGCUACGGAUGCACGACGAGCUCGUCAAAGUGAAGCAGAACAUACCUGGGAUGGCAAAGAAGUUUUCUUAGAACCAGUGUUUUAUCGUAAAACCAUUCCUUCUAACACACCAAUCGGUCCUGGAUUACUUCACAAACGUUUUAUAGCGGAUCAACGUUCAACUCACCGAUCGGCACGACGUUCUCCAUCACCUCCAAUCAAUUUUCCAAACCAUUUUUAUCGUCAAACAUCAUUGCAAUACCCACGUCCAAUAUCUUCAUCUUCUCCUCCUCGUUCUCGCCCUUCUCGAUUAUUGCGUCGGAAUUUUCCAUCAUACUUGCCACUGCCACCCGAUUUGAAAGAUUAUAUCGAGAAAAAACCAAAUCGAUCGCAUCGAUGUUCUCCACCUUCCUCAGAUCGUCAUCGUCCUUCUUCGAAACAAUCAUCGAGACAACAACGAAGUCGAAGUCCAGCGAAUCGUCGAUCACCAUCUCAUCGAGCUAAUUCAGAUCAUGAACCUGCCAUUCAACAAGAUCCAUCACGUACUCUAAUUGUUGAAAAUCUCGAACGAAACAUAUCUGAAUCAGAAUUAGAACAAAUCUUCAGCCGAUAUGGCACAAUUGACGACAUUUGUAUCAAAAACUCUCCGUCAUCAUCGAAACGUGCAGCAGCGAUAAUUACAUUUGAAACAAUGGAAAUGGCUUAUCGUGCUCGACAAGCAAUGGAUGGUCAAUCUGUUGGUGAAACCGUAAGCAAGAUUGGCUAUGGUCGAACUGGACCAAGCAGACAUCUGUGGAUCGGAAAUUUAAGUAAACAUGCUAAACGACGUGACCUCGAACAUGCGUUUUCGCGAUAUGGACCGAUUGAAAAGUUCCACUGUUCAUUUGGUAAUUCAUCAGCAAUUGUUACAUAUGUUGAUGUUGAAGAUGCAAUCAAAGCUCGAACGAAACUUAGCGGUGCUAUACAAGUAACUGGUGGACAAAUUAUUUCUGAUCAUUGUGAUCCAUCGACAUUAUCACGUGAAGGAUUUCAUAUUGAUUAUUAUGAUCGUUCGGCCGUGGUUCGCCGUUUCAUUAGUCAACUAGCUCAAAAUUCAUCAAAUCGACGUGAAUCAAGAUCAUCGUCCAAAUCCUCAUCUCAUAAGAGCUCGUCAACAUCUCGAUCAUCAUCUCGUUCACGUUCACAAUCGAAUCAUCCGGAACCAGUCGAACAGACAGAAGAUAUUGCAAUAGAAAAUGUCAAAACGGAAACGCAUUCACGUUCACCAACGCCGUCGAUAGCCAAUCCCAUUAAACAACGGCGAUCAACGGAUGGCAGUCAAACCCCAUCUUUAGCGGAUAUGUCUCCUGUUGCUGGACGAACAUUUCAUGGUCCACUAGGUUCUUAUUUAUCAGCAACUCAUACCGCUGAUAUAACUAGCGUUAAUUCGCUGAUGGUGCUUUGUGAACAAUUGAAUUCUUCAGCAACACAGAACAAUACCGCAUUAUCGACUGUUUAUCCUGUCCAAUUUAUUCUAAAAUCUCAUGCUUAUGAUGCACGGAUGCAUUUUCUUGCUGGAAGUUCAACAUUAGCCAGUAUUCUGCUAGGACAACCAGGUGAUCUCGUUGCAGCGAAGACGGAAUUACGGAUCAUGCAACGACUUCGUCUUGAACAGCAUAAAUUAGAAGAUUUGGAGAAGAAGCUUCGUGCUAAUGUAACUGCUGCGUUAACUACAGCAAGCAACAAUACAAAUUCGAAUGCAACAAAUCAAACACCUAAUGAUUCCACAUCAUUAGCUAGUCGAAAACAAUCGACGCUUCCAAAUCAAACAAGAUUUUCCAUUCUUAUCGCCACACCUAAGAUAUACACCCAAGAUACAACGGCUAAACCACGUCUCGAACAUGACACGAAUGGUCAUAUAAAACAUGAAAAAGCUUCACCAUCACAUCUACCGUCCAAUGGAAAUGAUGAACCUGUUCGAAUCAAAGAAGAAACAAUAGAGAAGACAACUGACGAAGAUGAACCAUUACUUUCACGUUUGAUCUCAUAUUUAGCUGAAAAAGAAGCAGCAGGUGUUAUAUCAGUUCCGUUCUAUCCAACUUAUCAUUAUGAUUACAAUCAUUCUUCUCGACAAGAGACCGCUGUCUUACACAUAUUUCCUCCGUGUCAAUUCACAAAAAAGAUCUUAAAACUAAUCUGCCCGUCGAUAACUUUCUCCGAUGAGAUGGAUGAGAAUGAUAUAUUAAUCGAUUUAGAAACUUUCAAUGAUGCAAUGGUACAUUUCAAAGAAGCCGUCGACGGGAAAGAUUUGGAACGUAUGCCAAUCAUUUUCAAUCAAUUGUUAACUAUUCUCAAACAUAUCAUUGAAACCUAUCGAUUAAUUGAUUCGAUUGAUGUUCUCGAGUAUGCAACUAAACUAAUCCAUCUUUUACAAGAAAUUCAUUCGUCGAACAGUACAGAUUAUAAUCCAGAACCGUUUUCUCAAGCUAUCGAUCAAUUAGCCUUGUGUUUAAGUGCAAGGAUCACCAAUCGUUUUAUCCUUCCACCAUCACCAGUUAACUCCGAUGUCACUGAAACGAAUGAUAAAAGUACGGAUGCACCAAAUCGAGAAAGUGAUGUUUUACUUGAUAUUCUCAUGAAACGAAACGAUGGCGUCGACAUUGCUCACGACCAUGCAAAAUAUCUCUCCAAGUACAUGUUUUCAUUGGUACAUUAUGUGCAAGAGCGAUCUGUUGAAGAACUUAAUCAUGUCGAUCGGACAACAAAAAUACUCAAUCACAGUUCAUUAUCAUCAUUUUUAACAACUUAUCGAUAUUUACCUGGAGUCAAUUUGAUGUUGAAACAAUUGAAGAAAGAUAAUGAGCAUUAUUCGCGAAUUCAAUCGACAUGGAUGGUUUUACAAACGCAUGAAUUCGUGGGAAAACUUGAUUCUUGGCGAACAUAUCAUGAUAGUGUGAGAAAAACAGUGAAAAUUCAGUGGGAUAAAUGCUAUAAACGAUGCCAACAAGCAUCGCAAGCAGUUGAAGACGCUCGUUCAAAUUCCAAAUCAGUUAUUCACCUUCCGACAUCGUCGUCAUCAUCAUCAACAUCGUCAGAUCCGAUCAAUACUUCAGUUAAUCUCUCUAUUUCUCUACCACACACAGCAUUGCAACGUACAGCAUCAUCUCCACCAACAAUUCACACAUCCCCCACUCCAUUAACACUGCCCACAACGAAUGAAACAAAUCUGCAAGCCAUUGUGAAUGAUUUGGAAUUGAAACAAAAAGAACUUCAAUUGACCAAACACGAAACACUAACAAUGCUGAACAAACUGAUUGCGAACACCGAGAAUGUUAUCACCGAAUCGCUAAACACAUACUUUCGUUUAACAGAUUUUCUUAGCAAUGUCUCAUCAACAUAUGUUCCACGUUCGAAAGCUGACUUAAUUUCGUCUUACAGCAGCUAUAUUCAAUCACUUCCACCUUGUGCAACCCAAGAGGAAACCGUUUCGACGAAAGACAACUCAAUCCGACAGAUUCCGAAUAUCAUUCAACUCUGCUGUCAGUGUAUCGAACAACUCGAAGGACACAAAAUCAAGGGAAUCUAUCGUUUAUCAGGUGUGAAAUCCAAAGUUGAUUAUCUCUGCCGACAGUUCGUUCAAGGUGUGGAAUUACAUGAAUCAGAUUUGAUUAACAAUUACUCGGCCAUCGUACUCGCAAAUGCUGUUAAGAAAUAUCUGCGUGAAUUACCUGUUCCAUUACUAUUAAUUGUUGAUUCAUCCGACUCAUCACAUGCACUUCAGACUGAAUUGAUGCAUAUUGGAAAAGAAAUCUGUGUUUCAUCAAAUCAAGUUUCUCCACGAAUCAACGAUCGUUUACGACAAAUUCUCGAACAAAGAGUGUCUUGCCAUGCACGACAAGCCCUAUGUCAUUUGCUUCAACAUUUACAUUUGAUCUCCUUGAGCGAACAAGAAAAUCAAAUGUCUGCCGCUAACUUGGGCAUUGUCUUUGGGCCGACGUUAUUUAAAUCUCAGCAACGAACGGAAGACGAUACUACGCUUUCGACGUUACUCGAAGCACCUUAUCAAGCUAAACUAAUCGAAUAUUUAAUCGUUAAUGUUAAUGAUCUUUUCAUCUCAGAGAUCUAG
Molecule: messenger RNA, 4398 nt
Organism: Adineta ricciae
Lineage: Eukaryota; Metazoa; Rotifera; Eurotatoria; Adinetida; Adinetidae
Source: the annotation of a GenBank genome assembly